Nerophis lumbriciformis (worm pipefish) is the source of this 3953-nucleotide messenger RNA. RefSeq names its product mitogen-activated protein kinase kinase kinase 2-like. Gene Ontology annotation, biological process: protein phosphorylation. NCBI's taxonomy places the organism in Eukaryota, Metazoa, Chordata, Actinopteri, Syngnathiformes, Syngnathidae. Gene Ontology annotation, molecular function: ATP binding; protein binding; protein kinase activity. The record is from RefSeq and is a predicted model, not a curated record.
AUGGGAGAAUCCUCUUUCCUGGACUCUUGGUGGGUCAAUAGCCGUGUCGUUAUGAUGGAUGAGCAGGAGGCACUGCAGUCAAUCAUGCAGGACCUGGCAGAACUCCACCGCUCCAGCCGUCCUGCUGGGUUCCUGUCGGACCUGGGCAAACCCAAAGCCUCCUCGCCCAAGAACCUGAAUGACAUCAGAGUAAAAUUCGAGUUCAAAGGCGAGAAGAGAAUUUUGCAAUUCCGUCGCCCUCUCAAGUUGGACGACCUGAGGGCAAAAGCUAAGGUGGCUUUUGGUCAGACGAUGGAUCUUCACUACAGCAACAACGAGCUGGUGAUUCCGCUGACCGUUCAGGAUGACCUGGACAAGGCCGUGGAGCUGCUGGAUCGGAGCAUUCACAUGAAAAGUCUGAAGAUCCUCUUGGUGCUGCAGCUCUCCUCACAGAACUCUUCCUGCAAUAUGGGCCUUCUGCCUUCCUCUGAGGAGUUGGACAACACAGGAUUCAGAGUCCCAGACAAAAAGAGCUUGCUUGGAUCAUUAGGAUCUCAUUCAGCGGAUCGUAGCUCUCCUCCACCUGGAUAUAUUCCUGACGCACUCCAGCAGGUGGCGAGGAAUGGAUCCUUCACAAGUAUUAACAGCGAAGGAGAGUUCAUUCCAGAAAGCAUGGACCAGAUGCUGGACCCUUUGAGCAUGAGCAGUCCGGAAAACUCUGCAUCUGGUAGCUGCCCUUCUUUGGACAGCCCUCUGGACAGCGACUACCCAAAGUCGAGGAUGCCAAGAGCACAGAGCUACCCUGACAACCACCAGGAUUUUUCAGAUUACGACAUUCCAAUCUUCGACAAGACAGGAAAAGGAGGCACGUACCCUCGCCGAUACGGUGUUCCCUUUGGUCUUCAAGAUUACAGUGAUGGGAGGAAGACCUUCCCUCGCGCACGCCGGACACAAGCACACGGCCUGCGCUCACCUGUCAGCUUCAGUCCCACAGAGCAGUCUCCGAGCACCAGCAGCGGCAGCAGCGUCUUCACCCCCGACCUGGAAGAUGCUGUUGGGCCUGCCAGGCGUCCACGAAGAGGAAGUGACAUUGAAGUCAAUCAGUCGGCCACCCCGAACUUGUCAGUCAUGGACAUCAGUCCACCCAGCCGCUCGCCACGUGCACCCACCAACUGGCGACUGGGGAAGCUGCUUGGCCAGGGCGCCUUCGGACGGGUGUUCCUUUGCUACGACGCAGACACUGGACGGGAACUGGCUGUCAAACAGGUCCAGUUUGAUCCAGAUAGUCCUGAGACGAGCAAGGAGGUGAGCGCGCUGGAGUGUGAAAUUCAGCUGCUAAAAAAUCUUUGUCACGAGCGCAUCGUCCAGUACUACGGGUGUCUGCGAGAUACCAUGGAACGAACACUCUCCAUCUUCAUGGAGUACAUGCCUGGAGGUUCCAUAAAGGACCAGGUGAAGACUUACGGUGCACUGACGGAGAACGUGACACGUCGUUACACUCGGCAAAUCCUUGAAGGGGUUUCCUACCUUCACAGCAACAUGAUCGUUCACAGGGACAUCAAAGGGGCCAAUAUCCUCAGAGACUCUAUUGGAAACGUGAAGCUGGGAGACUUUGGGGCCAGUCGGCGGCUGCAGACUAUAUGUCUGUCAGGAACGGGAAUUAAGUCAGUGACUGGCACUCCCUACUGGAUGAGCCCGGAAGUAAUCAGUGGCGAGGGUUAUGGCAGGAAGGCUGACAUCUGGAGUGUGGGAUGCACUGUUGUGGAAAUGUUGACCCAACGACCCCCCUGGGCGGAGUUCGAGGCCAUGGCGGCCAUCUUUAAGAUUGCCACACAGCCCACCAACCCUAUGCUGCCAGCUCACGUGUCCGACCACUGCAGAGACUUCCUCAAGCGUAUCUUUGUGGAGACCAAGCAGCGUCCUUCUGCAGAUGAACUGCUGAGGCACAUUUUUGUACAUUAAGAUGAGAGCGCCGGCCAGUUUGGACCUUGCCUGACAACACACCAACCUCUCAGCUUGCUCGCUGUAACCAUAUUGGACCAGGAAGAUGGUUGGGUGCUUCGUACCAAACUGCUAAAGACACAAGUCUUCUCUUUUUUGCACCUUAAUUUCUCAAAUAAGGAGGAAUCAAGCGCGUUAUGAACUCUCAGAAAACUGCUCUCCCUUUUUUUAACGCCCUCUCUUCAAAUGUUGGUGUCAUUGUUGUGGACCAGACCCCAGAAUGUAGUCUCCUGCUUGUGAUGACCUGGACUUGCUGCUAAAAAAAAACAACCCCAUGCAGACAACAUUCUCCACUUGCCUGCCUUCAUCUCGCCGCCUUUUUCAGUCGCCAUCUUGCCACGUGCCUUUUUUUUUUCAGUUUCUCUACAUUGCCUGGAGGAGUUUGUGUCAUGGUCACAUUAAGUCCCGCCAGUUGACUGCUUGCGGUCACAUCUCAUGGCCGCAGGAAAGUCUGCUUCAUCCGCUUUCACUUUCACGCAAAAAAGCAAGUGCAAGAUCUUGAUUGACAAACUGCUGUGUUGCAAUACCACAGUGGGGGAAAUAGGAAGGAAGCCCCUGCUGAGACAAUCUAUAUUUUUAACGGCAGGUUUGUUGUAGAGAAAAACAGAAUAUUUAACAACAACUCCAGAAAAAAGAACUCUAAAAAGAUUAGAGCGAGUUUUUGUAUUUGAAAUUGUGGCGAAGUACUUGGAGAAAAGCUUGUUGGGCAGCACAGAGAUGUUUGUGGGAGUUGGUCAUCAGGGUUGUCAUACGCAUUUCUCUGCACGUUGAGUCGAUGUUGGCAUCAUCUGACCACGUCCCAUUCUUCCAAGCCUUGUCUGGAGUUUGCCAAUGAAGACCUCAAUGACUUUGACAGGCCUCAUCACAAUCAAUGACAUGUGCUUUUCUGUGGUCCCAACUUUCAUUAACCAGCUAUCUAACCUUUGUAAUUCUGGGCUGGCCCCGCACCUUUCUUAGAACCACCUUUACUCCACGGGGUGAAUUCUUGCAUGGAGCAUUUCCGAUUUAUUGCGUCUACAGCGGGGGUUUUAAACCAAGGUUCUUGUUGAUGGUCUCGUUGCUUAUUCUAGUCUUGUGCAGGUCCACAAUCUUAUCCCUGAUGUCUUUUGACAGCUCUUUUUCUUUCCCAUGGUGGUGGACGGUCAUUUAUCCACAUCCAUUGAGAUGAGGUAUCCUCUUCUAAAGGACAGGACUGUGUGCUUUUUUGGCAUGUACUGUAUUUUUCGGAGUAUAAGUCGCACGGGCCGAAAAUGCAUAAUAAAGAAGGAAAAAAACGUAUAUACGUCGCACUCGAGUAUGAGUCGCAUUUUGAAUAAGUGUACUUUAUAUGAGGCAUAAAUAACCAACUGGUAUGUUAACGUAACAUAUUAUGGUAAGAGUCAUUCAAAUAACUAUUAACAUAUAGAACAUGCUAUACGUUUACCAAACAAUCUGUCACUCCUAAUCGCUAAAUCCCAUGAAAUCUUAUACGUCUAGUCUCUUACGUGAAUGAGAUCCAUCCAUCCAUCCAUCUUCUUCCGCUUAUCCGAGGUCGGGUCGCGGGGGCAGCAGCUUAAGCAGGGAAGCCCAGACUUCCCUCUCCCCAGCCACUUCGUCCAGCUCCUCCCGGGGGAUCCCGAGGCGUUCCCAGGCCAGCCGGGAGAGAUAGUCUUCCCAGCGUGUCCUGGGUCUUCCCCGUGGCCUCCUACCGGUCGGACAUGCCCGAAACACCUUCCUAGGGAGGCGUUCGGGUGGCAUCCUGACCAGAUGCCCGAACCACCUCAUCUGGCUCCUCUCGAUGUGGAGGAGCAGCGGCUUUACUUUGAGUUCCCCCCGAAUGACAGAGCUUCUCACCCUAUCUCUAAGGGAGAGCCCCGCCACUCGGCGGAGGAAACUCAUUUCGGCCGCUUGUACCCGUGAUCUUGUCCUUUCGGUCAUAACCCAAAGCUCAUGACCAUAGGUGAGGAUGGGAACGUAGAUUGACCGGUAAAUCG